Messenger RNA from Physella acuta, 4734 nucleotides. RefSeq lists its product as uncharacterized. The record is from RefSeq and is a predicted model, not a curated record. Gene Ontology annotation, biological process: regulation of apoptotic process. NCBI's taxonomy places the organism in Eukaryota, Metazoa, Mollusca, Gastropoda, Physidae.
UACACGGCAGCAGCGCUGGAACACAGGUCGCUGCAUCCGCAGACUGAAGUGUACAUCUCUUUGUUUACAAAAUUUUACAAGUGUGUUGCUGUAUAAUACCCGCUUAGGGCAUUGCCGACUAAACAAAUUAUAACUUCCUUGAUGGAUUAAACCAAGAGAGAUGUGCAAAGUUCAAACUUCAAGUGCCAUUUGGAAAUGAGAGAGCAUUUUCUGUAGUUGAUGUUUCCUACUCCAAGUCUCGCGUCAGGAAUGUGAGAACGAGACUUCAGUAGUCUCCCCUGUAACGCCUGCAAGCCUUCCUCGCUGAAGGCAGGGGAAGGCAAUCCUGGGUGGAAGAAGGGAGACAAAUCUUACGUCAUCGAUAGCAGCAAGAAAAUGGAAGCCAAUGUCGCGAUCCACACACCUGAGAAAUGGGCUGCCGCGGAGGCUUGCUACAGCCAGGCUGAAAAGGUCAAGUAUAUUUAUGGCGGCAGGAUGAAAGAGAGAGAGGCCAAACCUAGGCAGGUGCAGGCAGACAGGCCGAACCACAUGAAGCCCUCAAAGUCGUACGACAACGAGCUGGAGACGGGCGUUGGGCGGGACGCUGGGCAGGUCAUGAGACCUGGUUCCAGAAAUAGCCGGGACGAUUCUGUUUUGAGCUACAGGGAUCUGAAUCAGCUGAGGGAGGCGGGUAGGGGGGAGGUGCCACACCCACAGGCAGACCAUUUCACCGCCUCACAUUUUGGUUACCAGCCCGCGAAGUUGACUACAAAGGUGGGGAAAGGCAAGGACCAGGUCGGGGUCACCAAGGAAAAGUGGAGGCCGAAAGAGAAAUCGCCAGGGAGGAGAGCGCCCAGGACUGUUCAGAAGUUUGCGGGCAGCACUCAAGACGAGGGGUUUAAUUAUUCACCUGCUGAGGAUCCAACAUGGCAGGAUUCUCUACAUAUUUCUGAGAGGCCCUUACCCGUAGAAAACCAGCCAGUGCUACAGCCUACACCAAAGGUGAUACGACAGAGACCGACCACCCUCUCUCCAGCGUCGCCCUCCCAGCCGCGGGACAAAGCAGCCCCGCUGGUUAUCCUAGAGGUCAAGGACGGUCCUACGUUUUUCUACAAACCGUCAGAGCGGAUGGUGUCGGAUUCAGAAACUGACCUCGACCUCGCGCCGAUGUCACGCAAACUUUCCGCCGGUUCCCUGACGAACAGCAGUUCGAUCAUUUCCAACUUUGGGUUCCAGAGUUUCGGAGGCGUUUCGACUAGGAGUACUUCGUCACUGAGUUCAGCCAUUUCCAAAGGCUCGCCUUCUCUCCUGCCCCGGGCGUCGGGGCUGAGGCGACCGGAUCUGUCCGUUCUCAAAUCUCCAAGAGCCUCCACCGAACAACUCUGCCACGCCUCAUCAGCUGACUCGCCUGUCCCCGCGGGUAACAGGGACCACGCCCCCGUUCAGAAACAGAACUCCUUACCAGUGUCUUUAAGUUCCAAGCAGGAUAACUCUAGCGACCUUAACGGCAUUGCCGAAAGAGCCGCCGCUGCUGUUUCAUCUGCUUUUUCCAAGUCUUCGUGCACCGUCACACAGCAGACUCCGGACUCUGUUGGGUUCUUGAACACGUCAGAAAUCUUACAACAGAAGGCGGGGAUCAAGCACGAUGACAUUGUCGUUGGUCCAAGGCGGAAGAGGAAUGACACCGACCCUGGUCAGUCGCUGAGUGACACUUCCUCGGUGAAAUUCGAUAGUUUCGUUGGCUCGGAUGUUUCCCCUCCGUCUUCGUAUUUACCCAGGCCUUCAGCUCCUUCUAGAUUGCCCAGCGUUGAAGGCAACAAGCAGAGAAAAAAGCUCGCUGAGGCGAUCGUUUUCCCUGAACAAACGGUGAAAACUACAGACUUUAAAAGCAGCGUUAAGACGGUUAGAUCACAGGAGGUUCUGUCCUCGGAUUACUACCCCAAGUCACCCAGCUUGAAAAAGAGCAAAGUGAAUUCUGAGACUAGCCGUUCAAACAGUACUGACAACAGUCUGGAGAGGACCCCGGCUACAGGGGGAAGUUUAGACCGGGGCAGGUGGAGACCCAAGGAGAAGAAGUCUGGCAUCCACAGACCCAACAGGACCAGAAAAAGUGAGCACACGUCUUCGGAGUCUGGGUACUUCACUGAUAAAAAACCACCCAAGACCUCAGAGAGCCCCAAAACCGAGUCGGAAAAUGUUGGACGCUAUGCAAAAAUUUCUGUGGAUACCAAACACCAGUCCAAGGCGCUUAGCCCCAGCCCGGUAAGACAGCAACAGCUGCAUAGCCCCAGCGGCGCCCGACAGAAAACCAAACAGACUUCUUUGCCUUCAUCUAAAAAGCAGCACCCGCCUUCAAAGCUGCACAUGUUGUCCAACAUCCCAGUCCCCAUGUGCCACGACCCGCCCGUCAAAAGGGCGGCACCACCGCUGAAGAUGCCGUGCAAACCUACAGAGCCGGAGCUUCCCGUUGAGCCGGUGAUCCUUCCCUCAUCGCAGUGUGUCGCGCUAGCAUCUCAACCUGAUGCUGAUGGAUCCUUAAAGUCUAAACUUAACUCCUCCUUUACAUCCGCGCCAUGUGAAGCGACCAUAACCACAGACACAACAACCAAGCUUGCUAACAAUGAUUUGGGCGUCAUGUCAGACUCGAACAAACUUACAAACAAUCUCACUGGGCAGUCAUCUACCUCUGAACCCCAAACCCCACCUGGGUCAGUGAAUAAAAAGAAGAUCCCCGUGUUGAAGAAAGAACCGACAGCUUCUUCCCCCUUAACGCUAAAAACCACGAACAACGAAGUCGCCCCAAAGUCGCCCGCCUUGAUAAGAAAAGGUCCCCAGAAAAAGGACGGCCUCUCUUCCAACACGGAAGAAGAUUCCUCUUGUGAAUCUCCAAUCCACGCCCCCGCCAAACCCCGCCUCCAUAGGUCCGCCGAACACCUGGGCGGCGCCCAGCUAAGUAUUUUCAACUCAACGGACAACAUCCAACAUUUCGAGAUCACUGGCGCAAGUGGCAAAAGCUUCCAGGACUCUGCCCACCCCGAUAGGACGGGGAUGGACGGGAUCGGCCCGCUCAAGAAAGACAGAAACCUGGCCAAGAUCGGCAUUCUCCGCCGGGGGUCGGACAGGAGCGAGAUGUGCCGAAGAGGUUCGGAGCGUGCUAUUUUACCCAUCAACGACCCGAGCGUGGAGGACUUGAAGAAAGCCACAAGCUUGAAGGAGUUAUGCCAGUCCGUUGCUUCCCUUUUGAAUAUCGACAAUGAAAAAGCUGCCCAGAUGUUAACCACCUCACUGAGCCAGCGCCAGGAUCUGGUGGAAGGUUUGGACGCUGAUGCCAUACUGGACUACCUCUCACACCACGGUGUCCUAGACCCCAACAUUCUCAUUGGUUUGGACAAGGGUUCCAAUCCAAAGCAGCGCAACUCAGCCAUACUGAAACACGUGGAGGAGCAUGGGAACACUGCUGUGGCCCUCUUCAUCAACGCCCUCAGACAGUCGGGGCAGCUCCACCUGGCCAGCUCGCUGGACACUGAGCAGAGGAUCAAGCCAGUCUCAGGGGACGGCUAUUUCGGCAAAGACAGGCACAAAGGAGAAGUUACUGUAAGAGUUGAGUUUGAGGCUCUGAAAAUCCUGGCUCCGAGAGAACCCAGAACAGACAAAAUAGUGGACACCUCUCUCCUUUCAUCCCCCUCCCACCACACAGGUCUGACGCCAGAUGAGGUGAACGGUGCCCUCGUCAAAGACGACAACGACGACGAUUUCGUCAAGCCGAGGUCAUGCUGGUGCUUUUGCUUUUCUCGCAAGAGUAAAUCAAAAAGGGCGUCGUCUUUACCAAAGAAGGAUAGUGAGAAGAAGAAAAAAUUUCAUUCGAUCAAAGAAGCUGAAGAUUUACCACCGAAAAGUCAGGCGGAGCAUGAGGAAGUGGAUAGAAAAAAUCCCAACGUGAAACCCCACAGGACAAAAUCUAAGGAGAAAAACAAAAAGAGCAAAGAUUCCGGGACCAAAGGUGCCUCAGGCGAAUGCCCUGACCAGCAUGGUGACACAGCCAAACCAAAGGGAAAAGACAGCAACAAAAAGUCCAAAACAAGCAAAACUAAAUCCUCAGGAAAAUCAACUGUGCCUGAUCAAUCUGAUGUGGGCUCGGGGAUGGGGGAUGUAGGAGAAUCUGGCAUCAGCUCCAGGGAACAACCCACCCACCAGAACUACAGUAACACCAGCCCGCCUGCUUCCUUGGGGCGGAUGAAACCGGAUAAAGACAGCUGGGAUCCGAUCAUUAUGGAAUACGAUCCCAAACUGGAGCUGGUGAAGUUACGAGCUGGCCAGGAAGAGCUUGCCUCACCCACCAGACAGUACGGCCAGGUUGGCAUCAUGUGUGAGCAGUGGAAGUCAAGCGGGAAACAUUUCUUACAAAAAGCAUCACAGCUCUGCGGUAAAAUAAUUCAGGAGCUUCACACGGAGAUUAUCAAAUAUUUCGAACAAGACCGGGGCACGCUCGUGUUGGACGUCAUCUCCGAUGGCACGGCCAUUUUAAUCUUCAACAUCUGCAUGCAGCGCGUGGAGGUGAGUCACCUGCAACAGCAAGUGUCAGAUGGAAGUUUGAUUUCUAAAAUGGAGGAUAUGUUUUUUUCGAAAGUGGAUAUUACUGCGUUUGAUAUUCGAGGUGUGAAGUUGAAAAUUGUUCUGGACGACCAGCAAGUGAAAGCUGCUUUUUCAGAACUUUCCUGAGCUGCUGACUGGAAUGCUGAUUUGUUUUGUUUUUUU